AUGGCGAACGUCAUCCCACUCACCUUCCGCAUCGCCACUCCGGACGAUGCGCCGCAGCUUCAACAACUCGUGCAAGCCGCCUUCCGUGCCGAAGACAGCCGGGCGGACUGGACGGCCGACAUGGAGCUCGGAAGAUCCUUCCACUACUCCGUCGAGGAAGUCCUGAAAACCAUCAACCACCCCGAAGCCGUGGUCAUCAUGGCCAUCGACCAGGACGGGGUCCUCGUGGGAUCCGUCGAUGCCAUCAAGCGCGCCGACGGCCUCGCUCGCUUCGCCAUGCUCUCCGUGGAUCAGACCCGGCAGCGCGGAGGCGUCGGACGACGGCUCCUCGCCCACGCCGAGGAGCACGCCCGUCAAUGGGGCGUCGAGACUUUUGGCCUGAACGCGCUCUCGUCGCGCGCGAGCCUCCUUGAGUGGUAUGGGCGCUGCGGAUACACCAAGACCGGGGAGACCUCUCCGUUCCCGGUUGAUCGUUUCCCUCAACUGGAUUUGCCGAAGGACUUGUGCUUCGUUGAGCUAGAGAAGAAGGCGUAG
Messenger RNA from Colletotrichum higginsianum IMI 349063, 534 nucleotides. Its product is annotated as Acetyltransferase. Lineage: Eukaryota; Fungi; Ascomycota; Sordariomycetes; Glomerellales; Glomerellaceae. The transcript has a single exon. Gene Ontology annotation, molecular function: acyltransferase activity, transferring groups other than amino-acyl groups. The record is from RefSeq and is a predicted model, not a curated record. Bases 1 to 534 code for a protein of 177 amino acids.